CCGUGAUCUUGAAUAAUGACAAGGGCCCUCGUGUAGAUCGUAAAGUCUCUAUUGCUUCACCGAGCCACCCAGAACUAGAAAGAUGACGGAAGGUAGCCAUACAGAUAAUGGACAAUUAAGUCACAAUGGGCUAAAAGAUGCCAAUGCUCCACUCUCUCUAAUAACUGAGCCCAUGAAGUUUGGCCAUGAAGGGUCAAAGGAUUCCACCGCUCCCUUUUCCUUAAUUACGGAGCCAAACAUGAAGUCGACAACAGAGCUAAAAGAGAAGGAGAUGCUACAGCGGGGGAACUGGGGAGGGAAGCUGGAGUUCAUCCUGACCUGUGUGGGGUACGCUGUCGGCCUCGGUAACGUGUGGAGAUUUCCGUACCUAGCAUUCAAAAACGGAGGCGGUGCAUUUUUGAUUCCGUAUUGGAUAAUCCAGCUGUUUGUGGGAAUGCCUUUGUUUUUCAUGGAACUUUGUUUUGGUCAGUUUGCUAGCCUUGGGCCUUUGUCUAUUUGGAAAAUAUGUCCAGCUCUUAAAGGAAUUGGAAUUGCUUCUGUGCUGGUCUCCGCAUUCAUUGGCCUAUACUACAACGUCAUUAUCGGCUACUGUUUCUUCUACUUUUUCGCUUCGAUGUCGGACCCUCUGCCCUGGGCAGAAGAACUACGAACCAACGGCACCAACGUUACACAAGGAUCCUUGAACUUGACUAUGGUCAAUAGUACGAUGUCAAAGAGUGAACGAUAUUUCUAUGAGACGCUGUUGGGGAUGUCGGAAGGACUGGAGGUACUGGGUAAUGUCCGCUGGGAGCUGGCUCUUUGUCUUCUGCUAGCGUGGUUUGUCGUCAUGGCAGUGCUGUCCAAAGGAAUUAAGUCACUUGGAAAGGUUGUCUACUUUACGGCGACCUUUCCGUACUUGCUGUUGACCGCUUUGUUGGUUCGAGGGGCAACGUUGGACGGGGCUUCGGACGGGAUCUACUAUUACCUAACCCCACAGUGGGAGAGACUCGCCGAUUCCAAUGUUUGGAGCGAUGCUGCCACACAAGUUUUCUUUUCUCUCAGCGCAUGCUCGGGAGGGCUUGUUCUGAUGGCCAGCUUUAAUAAGUUCGACAACUUUUGUCUACGGGAUGCCCUUAUUGUACCCUUGAUUGACUGUUUGACCAGUUUCUUCUCUGGUUUCGUUAUUUUCACUGUGUUGGGAGCAAUGGCUAAAGCUAAAGGAGUGGAGGUCGCUGAUGUCGCCCAAGGAGGAACUGGUCUAGCCUUUAUUGUCUAUCCAGAAGCUAUUUCUCAGAUGCCAGCACCAACCGUUUGGGCAAUUUUGUUUUUCUUCAUGAUGCUCAUUAUCGGUUUCAGUUCUGAGUUUUCUAUCAUGGAAACGGUGAUUUGUUCCCUCAUCGACGAGUUUCCACAUAUCCUGAGAAAGAACUGGAAAAACUCGACGCUGUUCCGUCUAGCGAUCUGCCUCACAUUCUACUGUCUAGCUCUUCCGAUGACCACCAAUGGGGGAAUAUAUGUACUAGAACUGCUGGAUUCCUCCGUUAGUGGUUUUCCGUUACUUUUUGUUGGACUAUUUGAGUGCAUAGCAUUGUGUUAUGUAUACGGCUAUAACAGGUUUGCUUCGGACAUAGAAAUGAUGUUGGGAAGAAAACCCUGGAUUUACUGGCAAGCUUGCUGGUGCUGUAUCACCCCUGGUAUAUUGUUGGCUGUCAUAGUGUUUAAGGCUUACCAAUAUACCCCACUGAAGUUCAACGACUACGAAUACCCCGACUGGGGAGUGGCGCUUUGGUGGAUAGUAUGUCUCAUCCCAAUUCUCGCCAUUCCUGCCUGGGUCACGUAUCGACGUCAUGCCGUAGGAGGGCAGGGUUUCCGGGGUGAGUUUCUUCCCCGUCCCGAGUGGGGUCCCGCGUCACCAGAAAACAGAAAAGGUCGGUACGCUCCGCAAGUACCCACGGAACAAAAUGGGGUGAAGUUCUACGACAACGCGGCCUACGAGUAUCCCGAUAAAUUUACAAUAGCUAGUGGCUUACGACACACUCUUCCGGAGUCCUUGCCUGGUUAUGUCAACCAGGGAUUUCAAACAGACCAAGGGAGAGCAUUUUCCGAAAGCACUAAGCUUUGAUGAACUACAAAAUACAAAUUGUUUAAUAUAUGUAUGUUGGGGGCAAGUAUAUUUCAUGUAUUUUUAAAUUGUGAUAUCGUUUUCUGGAUUGUACAUGUUUCCGGGAACACGGAAUCUAGGACUUUCUUUAAAAAAAUAAAGUAUAUAAACAUUUGAAAUUUGAUAUUUUGAUAAAAAUGUAACCACGAAACGACAAAAUACACUUGUGGACAAGGUUGUGUGUCAUGUACAUGUAUCAAUGUAUAAUAUAUGUAAAUUUUA
This is a messenger RNA of Magallana angulata, 2362 nucleotides long. Its product is annotated as sodium- and chloride-dependent glycine transporter 1-like. The transcript has 15 exons. The record is from RefSeq and is a predicted model, not a curated record. Gene Ontology annotation, cellular component: membrane. Bases 83 to 2101 code for a protein of 672 amino acids. Lineage: Eukaryota; Metazoa; Mollusca; Bivalvia; Ostreida; Ostreidae. Gene Ontology annotation, biological process: sodium ion transmembrane transport.